GUAUACAUUUAGAUCAAUUAGAAAUGGAUAUCAAUCAUUUGAAAGAAGCAUUUGCGAUUGAAAAAGGGUUGACUAAAUCCGGGAAAUUGUUAUUGAAAUCAAGUAAUGCUUCUCAGGUUUUAACUCCUCGGGUACUUGCUGAUAUUAUUAAUGCCGAAAGUGGUGGAGAAUUCGAUACUAAGACAGCUAUUCCUGGACAUGUUCAACAAGGUGGAUUGCCAUCUCCAAUUGAUAGGACUAGAGCUGAUAGGUUUGCCAUUAAGGCGGUGCAAUUUAUUGAAGAGAAUGCUGAUGUGAUUGGAUCAAUGAGAUAUGCUACUAGUUUUGAGAAUGAUGAUAAGAAGAUUAUUAAGACUGCUGCAGUGUUGGGAAUUAAGAGUUCACAUUUGAAGUUUACUUCGAUUAGACAAUUGUAUGAUUUUGAGACUGAAUUGGGAAGAAGAAUGCCAAAGAAAGUAUUUUGGUCAAAGACUAGAGAUGUUGCUGAUCAAUUAGUUGGUAGAACCAAGAAGGUGGAUUAA
Molecule: messenger RNA, 521 nt
Organism: Hemisphaericaspora subhashii
Lineage: Eukaryota; Fungi; Ascomycota; Pichiomycetes; Serinales; Debaryomycetaceae
Product: PFK2
Exons: 1
Biological process (GO): fructose 1,6-bisphosphate metabolic process; fructose 6-phosphate metabolic process; canonical glycolysis
Cellular component (GO): mitochondrion; 6-phosphofructokinase complex
Molecular function (GO): 6-phosphofructokinase activity; monosaccharide binding; fructose-6-phosphate binding
Source: RefSeq, a predicted model, not a curated record